This is a messenger RNA of Cucurbita maxima (winter squash), 1126 nucleotides long. RefSeq names its product peroxidase 21-like. The coding region runs from base 12 to 1019 and encodes 335 amino acids. The transcript is spliced from 5 exons. The record is from RefSeq and is a predicted model, not a curated record. Lineage: Eukaryota; Viridiplantae; Streptophyta; Magnoliopsida; Cucurbitales; Cucurbitaceae. Gene Ontology annotation, molecular function: heme binding; peroxidase activity. Gene Ontology annotation, biological process: hydrogen peroxide catabolic process; response to oxidative stress.
GGACCAUAAAAAUGGUUGCUCAUCAAAAACCAGGAAGCUUCAGAAGCUCAACAAUGGCGGCCAAGAACCAUUUGAGCCUCCUUCUUCUCCUCCUUCUGCAGCUCUUUUAUUCAGGAAGGGGCGAACUGCAAAUGAAUUAUUAUGCUAAAAGUUGCCCAAAAGCUGAAGAAAUUAUAAAACAGCAAGUUGCCGAUCUCUACUAUGAACAUGGAAACACUGCCGUUUCGUGGCUCAGAAAUCUCUUCCAUGAUUGCAUUGUUAAGUCUUGCGAUGCAUCUCUUCUAUUGGAAACGGUUACGGGAGUGGAAUCAGAGAAGGAUUCAGAUAGAAGUUUUGGGAUGAGAAAUUUCAAAUACGUAAAUAAGAUCAAAGCUGCUGUUGAACGAGAAUGUCCUCUCACUGUAUCUUGUGCUGACAUUGUUGUGCUAUCUGCUCAAUAUGGCAUAGUCAUGUUAAAAGGGCCUGAAAUUGGGUUGAAAACGGGGAGAAGAGAUAGCAAAGUGAGUUAUUCCCAUCUCGUUGAAGCGUUUGUUCCCAGGCACAAUGAAUCUCUUGUAAAUGUUCUCUCCCUCUUUAGCUCCAUCGGCAUUGAUACCGAAGCAGCGGUCGCGCUUUUAGGAGCUCACUCGGUCGGGCGAGUUCACUGUGUGAACUUAGUGGAGAGGCUGUAUCCAAGUGUGGAUCCAACCAUCGAUCCAGAGUAUGCGAAAUACUUGAAAGGUCGAUGCCCAACACCAAAUCCAAAUCCAAAAGCUGUAUUGUAUUCGAGAAAUGAUCGGGAGACGCCAAUGAUUCUGGAUAAUAUGUACUACAGUAAUAUACUGAAUCACAAGGGGUUGCUCAUAGUGGACCAAGAAUUGACUUCUAAUCCUCUUACGCUUCCGUACGUCACGAAAUUUGCUGCUGAUAAUCAAUAUUUUCAUGCUCAAUUCUCGAGAGGAAUUCGUUUGUUGUCCGAGAAUAAUCCCUUGACCGGAGAUGAAGGAGAGAUUAGGAAAGAUUGUCGCUUUGUUAAUUAAUCUCAAUUUAACAUAAUUGAGGUAUGAUGUAAACUUUUCCCGUUCCAACAAAAGGAAAGGUUUAAAAACUAUCUUGCUAAAGGAAUGAAAUUGUUAUGAAAUAAGGG